GAAAAAUGUUUUUAGUUUUAUUUUGAAUAAUUAAAAAUAACCGCGUUUUAGUAAACUAAUAAUAUAAUUUUUUCAUUUUAUAACUAAAAAUUUUGUAGACAUAUUAGAAUUUUGAGUCCAUGUGCGCGCGCAUUUGAAGAGGAGAUAAGCACGACACAGUAACAGGUGGUUCAUCGUGGUUGGCUGAUUCGAUAACAUUUAAAGUAUUGCCGGGGCUGCCGGGGUACCACGUGCAUAACUUCUCUCGUUGACUCGUUGUUAUUACAAUCGGCAUUCGUGCUUUAGAUGCUUUUCAACAACGACGCGUACAGUGUUAGUUUUCGUUCGACUUUUUUUUACUCCCCUCUUACUCUUUCUCUCUCUCUCUUCCUCUCACUCACUCGCUCUGUAAUUCCUUUUUUUUUUUUGUUUUUUUCCAUCUCUUUCUACUUAUAUUUAAACAGACACAACCAAAACCACGCUAUUGAGAAUCAAGACUUUUUUACUUUUUCUUCCGGAUUGUUUUCCGUGUGAUUAUUUCAACUGUUUACAUGUGAUCAUAACCAUAAAUAAUAUAAUAAAAUAAAAUAUAUAUAUUGUUAAUAUUAUAUAUAUUUAUAUUUAUAUUUAUAAACAAAUAAAGUAAAGAUAAAUUUUAAGUGAUUAAAAUGGGUUAAUGUGAUGUUUUAAGUUACAAGUAAAUAAAAAUAGUGAUAUUUAGUCUUUACAUCUGUCGAGUGUCGAUUCUGUGCCGGUGCGGGUGUUGGCUGAUAUUGAUUUAUUUAUAUUUACUGUUAGAAAUAUUUUCCUGUGCAUUUGUAAAUGUUUAUUGUGAAUUUAAUGGAUUUUUACGGAUCAAUGGAUUUUUUAACACUUUUAUAAAAUUUUUAAUAAUUGAGCAUUGCGACAAUCUCGACAGGAAAAUGAUUUUGUAAAGUCAUCAAUAAAUCACCAUAGCCAAGGGGAAGAAUUUCUGAGAGUACAAAAAAAAAAGUUGAAUAAUAAUAAUAAUAAUAAUGGAUUUAUACGACAUGGGAAGUGACCUGCGGGAUCUAUGGGAGUCGUAUUUGGGUGAGCCGAUGCUUGGAAACGAUCUUCUAACCAGCAAAGAUGAGGAUUGGAGUUUACUGGGAGGUAAAGAUAAAACUCUUGAAGUUGUUUUACGUGAUCGUUUGAUGACUGACGCAGCUCUAGGCGGUACAAGACCCAUUAAAACUGAACACAGCUACAGUUUAUUAGCUUAUAGUCCACCAGCAUCACCAGCUACAACUAAUUGUCGUUCACCAUCACCCGCAACGGUUAAUGUAGCUUCAAGUAAACGUGAAAUUGACAUUGAAGGACGUAUAAGAAUAGCCACCAAAAUUGAUGAUAUGGAAGAAGAAUGUUUUCCCGCAAUAUCAAUGAAAAAAGCCUCCAGUCAUGGACGUACAUCACCAACAGAUUCAUCGCCAAUAACAUCAUCAAAUAUUCUUGAUGUUGUAGAAGAGUGUAUGGAAAUAAAAGAAGAGCCAUUACAUUUAAUUGACAAUAAUAAUGAUAAUGUUGAAAUAAAUAUUGAUAUUGACGAUAAAAAUCUUAUUGAAAUGAUUUCACCAAAUCGGUUACAUUUAAAUGGACAAGUUCAACAACAGCAACAUCAUCAUAAUCAUAAUCAUAAUCAUCAUCAUCAUCAUCAUCAUCAUCAUCAUCAGCAGCAGCAGCAACAACAGCAACAACAGCAACAACAUACAAGUGACAGCGAAGCUGAUGAUGAAGAUUAUGAAGAUAUGAAUUUAGGUGAAUAUCAUGUAUCAUCACAACUAAUAAGUAGCAGUAAUAGUUGUUGUAAUGAUGAUACACAGACAUCAUCACAAAGUUUACCACCAACACCACCUAGUAGUAAUAAUUCAGACAGUGAAAGUGGUAGUAAUGGCGGAGUAUCAGCAUCAUGUUCACCAAUAAGACGACUUGAUAAUAACAAUAUAUGUACUGUACAAAAUAUACGUGGUAUUUAUGGACCACGUUUAUAUGUUACUAAUGGACAUACAACAAGACAACCUAUUCAUACAUCAUUGAUAUCAUGUCAACCGAAGGGAUCAACAGGUACAUUGAUUCUUACUGAAGAAGAAAAACGUACAUUAAUAGCUGAAGGUUAUCCAGUACCAACAAAGUUACCAUUAACAAAACAAGAAGAAAAAUCAUUAAAAAAAGUACGUAGAAAAAUAAAAAAUAAAAUAUCAGCACAAGAAUCACGACGAAAGAAAAAAGAAUAUAUGGAUGGUUUAGAGAGGAAAGUAAGUAUUUUGUCAAAUGAAAAUUUAAAUUAUCGCAAUCGUGUUAGUACACUUGAACAGACAAAUCGUGAAUUGAUGAAAGAACUGGAACAUCUUCAAGCCCUUGUCGCUCGUCAAAAAUCUUAGUUUUAAAUAUUUAAAUAAUUAAAUAAACCAUUGCAAUUAUCUUUUUUUAAUUAUUAAAAAUAUAUUAAUUUAUUAAAUUAAUUAAACUAUAAAUAAAUUAAGUUUUUAUAAUAAGCCAAAGUUAGUACGACUGAUUUUGUUUAAAAAAUAUCGUAAUUAAUAUAGAAAUGAAUUUUUUUUAUUUUUUGAGAGAUUCUAGUUGAGUAUAAAAUAUAUUUCAUUUGAUUUUAAGGAAUAAAAAAAAUUUUUAUUAAAUUAUCACUUUGCUCUUUUUGAAAAUACAUUUAAUUGUUUAAAUACCAACAUUAGAAUCUCUUCUUACAUUACAACAAGUCUUCCUGCAAUCUCAGAUAGUAAUCACAAUUUUUUUUAACUUCUGUGCCUAGUCUGUCAAUUGACAUCGUAACAGGUCAAUUUUUUUAGUGCAAGAGUCUUAACUUCCAAAAACUAUUGAAAAAAUAAAAUAUUAAAAUAUUUAUCAUGAUUCGUCCAUAAUAUAAUUUUUAAAAAAAUAGUUUAAUUAAUUAAUUUAAUGAUAAAAAUUUAUACAGAUUUAUU
Molecule: messenger RNA, 2936 nt
Organism: Microplitis demolitor
Lineage: Eukaryota; Metazoa; Arthropoda; Insecta; Hymenoptera; Braconidae
Gene: CrebA
Product: cyclic AMP response element-binding protein A
Exons: 5
Coding region: 996-2378 (460 amino acids)
Biological process (GO): regulation of transcription by RNA polymerase II
Molecular function (GO): DNA-binding transcription factor activity, RNA polymerase II-specific; cAMP response element binding
Source: RefSeq, a predicted model, not a curated record